CCCCCCACCAUUCUCCCCCCACCUAGCAGCCCCUAUAGCUCCCUGCCCCCUCCCCGGACCCCGCCUCCUCCUCCGGCGUGCGUCUUCGGCUGCGGCUCUUUAUUGCCUUCUUGGGCGAGUCGGCUGCCGCUCUUCCUUUUUCGUUUCGGUUCACCAGGUUCUUUAGCGUCGGCCGAGAUGGCGGCGGCGGCGGCCAUCUGCGGGCAGGACGAGCCGGCGCCGCGCGAUCCGGAGGGCGCGGCGGCGGCGGCGGGCGGCGGGGUCGAGCGGCUGGAUCUCGGGGACGGCCGGGCGGCGCUCGUGGCGGGGGGCAAGAGGAGCGUCUACCUCAUGGAGUGCGAGCCGGUGUGGGGCUGCGUUGCCACGCCGGGCCGCGGCGGGGAGAUGGAGGACGCCUGCGCCGCCGUGCCCCGCUUCGCCGACGUGCCCGUGCGCCUGCUCGCCCGCCGCCGCGACCUCGACGGGCUCGGGCUCGACGCCGACGCGCUCCGCCUGCCCUCCCACCUCUUCGCCGUCUUCGACGGCCACGGCGGCGCCGAGGUGUCCAACUACUGCCGGGAGAGGCUCCACGUCGUGCUGAGCAAGGAGCUGAGGAGGCCCCCCAGCGAUCUGGGCGAGAUGAGCGAUGUGGACAUGAAGGAGCACUGGGACGACCUCUUCACCAGGUGCUUCCAGACGGUGGAUGACGAGGUGUCAGGGCUUGCAAGCAGGCUCGUCCACGGACAGCCCCGGUCAGACCCGAUCGCCGCGGAGAACGUGGGCUCCACGGCGGUUGCAGUGGUGGUGUGCUCCUCCCAUGUCGUGGUCGCCAACUGCGGCGAUUCACGCAUCGUGCUCUCGCGCGGGAAGGAGCCUGUCGCCCUCUCAAUUGAUCAGAAGCCUGACAGGAAGGAUGAGCGCGCCAGGAUUGAGGCUGCGGGAGGCAAGGUCAUCCAAUGGAAUGGACACCGAGUGUCCGGCAUACUGGCUAUGUCACGAUCCAUUGGUGACCGAUACUUGAAGCCAUACAUCAUCCCAAAACCAGAAGUUACGAUUGUUCCCCGGGCUAAAGAUGACGACUGCCUCAUUCUGGCCAGCGACGGGCUUUGGGACGUCGUGUCAAACGAAGAGGCGUGCAAGGUCGCGCGCCGGCAAAUCCAGCAGUGGCACAAGAACAACAGCGUCACAACAUCGUCAUCAGAUGGAGGUGAUGGAUCCACCGACCCUGCCGCGCAGGCAGCUGCGGACUAUCUGACGAGGCUUGCGCUGAAGAAAGGAAGCCAAGACAAUAUAACCGUAAUCGUGGUCGACUUGAAACCCCGGAGGAAACCCAAGAAUAAUUCCUAACAUAACUUGAAUUCAUACUAGCAGUUGGUCUUCUAAUGAGACUUGACCCACCUUUUUCGUUGGGUUUCAAGAAUUGUACAUGUAUAUGAUAGAUGGAUUUUCGAUAUAGUGGGUUAUAAUGAUUAAUUAAUCCUAUCCCUGUUUUCUGUUCA
This is a messenger RNA of Aegilops tauschii subsp. strangulata, 1478 nucleotides long. RefSeq names its product protein phosphatase 2C 50. Gene Ontology annotation, molecular function: protein serine/threonine phosphatase activity; cation binding. Gene Ontology annotation, biological process: protein dephosphorylation. The record is from RefSeq and is a predicted model, not a curated record. NCBI's taxonomy places the organism in Eukaryota, Viridiplantae, Streptophyta, Magnoliopsida, Poales, Poaceae.